UUAUUUUGGCAGGCCGGCUACCGGAAGCGGCUCUUGUCCGGGCGCUCUGGUCAACACCAUGUCCGGAAACAUCCCAGCCAGAACUUUUGACACUCUCUAAUCUGACGGGCUCGUCACAUUUAGCACCAAUGAGUCUGGGUGAUCCAGGUCCGGAUGUAAGCGGCUCCGCUGGUUCCUUGUUUUGGGCUCUUAGCCUCUUAGCAUAUUAGCUUUCCGGAGUCAGUAAAUUUUUCAUUCAGAGUUGAGGUUUUCUUCAGAAAAUGUCCCACGGAGACGCCAGAAGCUAUUUUUUGCACAGCCUACCAGCACAGGUCAACUGGGAGUUCUGUCGGGUCAUGGAUGGACUGUCAGACCUUGACUGGACCCGCUUUGCUUCAGCGGUCCUUGGAGAUCAAGUCAGCGUGCGGUUAGCUGAGAGAAAGGAGAGGCGGACAGACGAUGUAAUGAGCCAAUGGGGCAACAGGAACGGACGCGUUGGUGACCUGCUGGACCUGUUGGAGCAUCAGCAGCUUCUCCGCGCGAGAGAUGUGAUCCUUCACUGGGUGACGGAGGCAUCUUCACUUGCUCCUACUCUUGUUAGCCGAUCUCACUUGGAUCCUCCUCCUCCUCCACUGGCAACCCACAUAAUCAGCACUCCUUCUAGAAAUAGAGGAGCAGAAAUAGCACUACCCCGACCAGCCCCGCCACCCUCAAGUUUGCAUUCUAGUCAACCUCGAACCCUCCAGGGCCCUGCAUUGGUGGUGUCUGGCGAUGCCGGCUGUGGGUUGAUGUGCUGGUCCUAUGAGGAGGUGCAUGCUGGGACUGAGGGGUUUUCGCCAACCCUGCAGAUCGGUGAGGGCGGCUUUGGAGUCGUGUACAGAGCGCGCCUAAAGAACACUGACUGUGCAGUCAAGAGACUCAAACAGGACUACAUGCAGGACUUGAACAUAAAGGAAACCUUCAAUGCUGAAGUGGAAAAACUGUCAAAGUUCAGACACCAAAACAUCGUGGACCUGCUUGGAUUCUGUCAAGGCCCAAGUGUUUGUCUCAUCUAUAGCUACAUGGAAAAUCGAUCCCUGGAGGAUCAGCUCCACAGCGUUUCUUCUACUCUCACGUGGCCUGUGAGGGUCCGCAUCGUUCAUGAAACAUCAGCAGCAUUGCAGUACCUUCAUUCUCCUCCAGAUGGAUGCAACUCUGUCAUCCAUGGCGAUGUGAAAAGUUCAAACAUCCUUUUGGACCGCCACCUGGUGACAAAGCUCGCUGACUUUGGCUUGGCUCGCUUUGCAUCUCCAAACACAUCGAGCCGUCUGGUGUCCAAGACGACCACAGUGGGUCAAAAGUCCAAGGUGAGGGGAACGCUGGCAUACCUGCCAGAGGAGUACUUGAGGAGUGGUCAGCCGAGGACGUCUGUGGACGUCUACAGCUUUGGUGUGGUGUUGUUGGAAGUACUUACUGGUCGGCGAGCUCUGGAGGCAAACGAGAAGUUGGGAGAUAUUUACCUGAAGGACAUAAUCCAAGAAGUUCAGAAUGGCCCGACUGAUUCUUAUGCAGCGGCCUGGGGUAGACAGCUCGACCGCCGGCUGAUCUCAGGGGACGCUAUAGAGCUGGUCGGGAGCAUGCAGAUGGUGGAGCUCGCCUGUGGGUGUCUCAACGAGAAAUGGAAGAAGAGGCCCACCAUGACUGAGGUGUUUGACAGACUUCAGGACAUCAGUCACCUGAUGAGGAAAAGCGACCUCGUCCCCACUCCUCACUGUGUUUCCCCUGGAUAUCCCCGUUCUUCAGAUGCCAGCGUGGAGGUUGUGACCCAACAAUUGUCCAAACUGAGACCGCGCGAGGACACCUACCAGCCACCCAUAGGCACCUGCCCACCUCCUCCGCCAUUCACGAGGACCGCCUUCCAUUCUUCCCUACAUACAUCCUCCCGCCCUGUUCACUUCUCCUCUCUACCGCCUCACCUAUCCUCCCUCCGUGCUCCGUCUUCCUUCGCCUCACUCCCUCCUCACACAUCUUCUGUGCCCUCCUCCUCGUUUGAGAGUCCGUGUGAAACAGAUGAGAGUCGAGGUUUCUCCCAAUAUGACCUUUCUGCCGGGAGCCAGAUCAACUCCAAACUGUCAUCCUUAUCCCCACACACCAGUGAACAGGACCAAAAUCGAACUGGGCCCACAAAAUCCCGGUCCAGAGAACCUUAUGAGGACCAGUACAACCUUCAUGACAGAAUGGGACCUGGUCACCCACACAGGCCCCCCAGUGGCCCUCAGAUUGCAGUGAGACCAGGACCAAGUGGAUCAGAAAUUUCCUCUCCAGCUCCUCUUCAGUCACUGUGUCCCCAGACCUCAGAUGCUGUGCAGCCUUGUGAGGAGUUCAGGGGUCCGGAGGAGAGUGAUGAGCUGGAAUAUCUUGCUGCUACAGAGAUCUGACUGUUAGAGAUGGAUUUGGUAUGGUUUGUGAACGAGUACAUUCCUUUUGCUAAGGUCAACUAUUGCCUAUUAUUUUGAAAUAAGACACAAGUCGAGUAUUGAGCCUCCCCACAUGCUGAACCUGGAUUACACCUGACUCUUGACUAAUUGGG
Hippocampus zosterae (dwarf seahorse) is the source of this 2548-nucleotide messenger RNA. RefSeq names its product interleukin-1 receptor-associated kinase 1 (gene irak1). The record is from RefSeq and is a predicted model, not a curated record. The transcript is spliced from 14 exons. Gene Ontology annotation, cellular component: plasma membrane. Gene Ontology annotation, molecular function: protein binding; ATP binding; protein kinase activity. NCBI's taxonomy places the organism in Eukaryota, Metazoa, Chordata, Actinopteri, Syngnathiformes, Syngnathidae. The coding region runs from base 261 to 2396 and encodes 711 amino acids. Gene Ontology annotation, biological process: protein phosphorylation; signal transduction.